This is a messenger RNA of Seriola dumerili (greater amberjack), 2242 nucleotides long. It is a transcript of the gene trabd2b, whose product is annotated as metalloprotease TIKI2-like. The transcript has 7 exons. The record is from RefSeq and is a predicted model, not a curated record. Gene Ontology annotation, cellular component: organelle membrane. Gene Ontology annotation, biological process: negative regulation of Wnt signaling pathway. The coding region runs from base 1 to 1623 and encodes 540 amino acids. Gene Ontology annotation, molecular function: metalloendopeptidase activity; Wnt-protein binding. Lineage: Eukaryota; Metazoa; Chordata; Actinopteri; Carangiformes; Carangidae.
AUGAUCUGCCUGCCGGGAUUCAGCUGGGUCUUCCUGAGCGCUCUCUUGCACGCUGUGGCACCCUGGGGCGCACAGCGACCGGACAGACCGAGGCAGUGCGACGCACCAAAGUCGCAAAGUGACAUGAACUCCUUCCUGUGGAGAGUAAAGCGUGCGCCUCCUCAUCCACCGUCUUACUUAUUUGGUACCAUCCACGUUCCCUACACACGAGUCUGGGACUUUAUCCCCAACAGCUCCAAGCAGGCUUUCCACAACAGCCCCAACGUUUUCUUUGAGCUAGACCUCACCGACCCUCUCACCAUCUCCAAGCUGACUAGCUGCCAGCUCCUCCCCCACGGGGAGAACCUCCAGAUGCUGCUACCUCGGGACCUGUACCGCCGCCUUAAACGCCACCUGGACUACGUCAAGCACAUGAUGCCUUACUGGAUGACCGCUGACCAGCGUGGCCGCGGCUUGUAUGCUGACUACCUGUUCAACGCCAUUGCGGGGAACUGGGAGAGGAAGAGGCCUGUGUGGGUGAUGCUGAUGGUCAACUCGCUGACGGAGUGGGACGUCCGGUCCAGGGGGACGCCGGUGCUGGACCUGUUCUUGGCUCAAGAAGCAGAGAGGAUGAGAAAGACAACCGGGGCAGUGGAGCGGGUCGAGGAGCAGUGUCACCCCCUCAAUGGGCUCAACUUCUCUCAGGUGCUGUUUGCUUUGAACCAGACACUGCUGCAGCAUGAGGGCGUUCGAGCAGGCAGCCUGCAGGGCUCCUACACCACCGAGGACCUCAUUACACACUACAACUGUGGUGAUCUCAGCUCCAUUAUCUUCAACCAUGACACCUCACAGCUGCCUCACUUCAUCAACAGCUCUCUGCCAGCUCACGACCGGAUGACGGCCCAGCAGAUUGACAGCUACUUCCGCCAGGAGCUCAUCUACAAACGCAACGAGCGAAUGGCUCGCCGAGUGUCUGCUCUGCUGCAGCGAAAUCCUAACCAGACGUAUUUUUUUGCUUUUGGUGCAGGUCACUUCCUGGGGAACCACAGUGUGCUGGACAUCCUCAGGCAGGAGGGCUACGAGAUCGAACACUUGCCCUCUGAUCACCAAGAGCCAGCCACAGAGAAUAAAGCAGCUGAAGAGCCUGCAGCAGGGUCCAGCGAGGAGAGCACAGACACUAGCACGGCAUCUCCCACCAGCUGGCAGACCAGUCCAUCAGAGACGGAGCUGGAGGAGGAGGACCCAGAAAACAUCCCUGGACUCGGAGAUGAUGAGCUGCCGCACAUUCUGCUCCCCGACAGCCUGAGCCAGCUGGAGGAGUUUGGGCGACACAAAAGGCCUCGCAAAGCUCACCGCGGCCACGGGAGACCUCGCCUCUUCAGUGACCUGUGGGUUCGCAUCGGGGAUGGCACUACCCCACCACCGAAUGUGAGGAUAAUCAACGGCUAUGUGACUGUGGAGCCUCCGCUGACCCAUCAAGAGCAGCGCAGACUCAUCGAGAUCCAGGCCACUGAGCGGCACCCCGGUCCACCUUCCCCCACUUCGCCUACUCCCAGCUCAGCUCAGCCAGCCUCAGUCCACAGCACUCUCACACUGUCCUGUCUUUUAGCCUGGAUGUUAUCACACAUGCUGCUUACCUCCUGACCACAAGACAGCGUUAUCUCACAGACAAACACUCAGACACUACUGCGUCCAUACCAGAGCAGUGGAAUAUACCUGAUAAACAAGGAAUGACCAUCAGCACAUGCAGACGAGAGAUGGAGGAAUGUUUUAGUCAGGACAUGACAUCCUGAGGUGGGACAAUCCUGCUGUGAGCCUCCACCACAGGGAGGGCUCAGCUCCAGCCUGCCCAAAUGCCAAGUCUCAAAACAUGUGGAAUAAGCUCUCAGCCACGACACAAGCAGUGAACGGAUGGUGUUGGACUGUACAGGGUGGAGUCUUCAAACCUCAUGAAAGUAUUAAGAUAGAAUAACACAUAGCACAAUGAAGACUUGUAACUUUGAAGAGUUUGUGUGGUGGAGUCUUCUACUUAAUAAAAACUGUAAUACUGUAUAGAUAAAUAAGACUGACAUUAAUAUUGAAAAUAGAACAUACUAAUAACAGCUAUAACUCUGUGAUAAAUGAGUUGAAUGCAUACAGUCAAACAGUACUGUGUAGGAGGUGGAGCACUCAGUUGCCACUUUUGUAAAUUGUGCAUUUUGUUCAUAAAGAAAUAUUGUAUAUUUAUUAUUUCUGGAAGAAAAGAGUAUAUUUUCUUGCUUUU